Molecule: messenger RNA, 3951 nt
Organism: Patella vulgata (common limpet)
Lineage: Eukaryota; Metazoa; Mollusca; Gastropoda; Patellidae
Product: sphingomyelin phosphodiesterase 4
Exons: 18
Coding region: 34-2553 (839 amino acids)
Biological process (GO): glycerophospholipid catabolic process; sphingomyelin catabolic process; ceramide biosynthetic process
Molecular function (GO): sphingomyelin phosphodiesterase D activity
Source: RefSeq, a predicted model, not a curated record
AAUUGAUCGAUCUUAUAAAGAAUGAAAUUAUAAAUGACCAAAUUCCAUUCCAUUAUCCGCUUCGUCAUUAUUUUUUACAUCUAUUCAAACAUGGCGGUAUUUGGUGGAACAAAUCUUUCAUCUGUUCAGUUACAGAUACAAAAUGCUUUUUCUAAACCACUGUUAUCAAGAAUUCAUGAAACUGAAAAUAUUAUUCGAACUACAAGUACAAAAGAAUUAAAGAAUGUAUUACCUAUGAUAGUGGAAGGUAUAUUUGGAUUUGGUACAGAGAUUGGUUGGGAUAUAGACAGAGUCAGCAAUAGAUAUUAUUCAGAAUUUGACAGUUUGCGCUAUUUUCUGUCUCCUGAUGGCCCUCUUUUAAAACUGAUCAACAGCUUACAGUUAGAGCCGUAUACUUAUGAGUUCAGCAUUAGCCAUCUUCCUAGUGGUACAAGACAGAUGAUAGAGGAGGGAAUUAUUCCAGCUUUUUAUGCCAACAAAAUACAACAACAGCCUCAUGGUUUUAUUCUAGCUUUAAGUGCGUUUGAAUUCUACAUGUUUCAUUUUGCCUAUGCCUUGGUCAACCCUAAAUUUACUAGAAGUACAUGGCAUGAUUUUUAUGAUUUUAUCUACCCUAGUCUAAUUGAUGACUAUUUGUCAUACUUUAUGCCAUUGGAUAAAAAACAUCUGCCAUCAAUGCCACACUCUCCUCCUCCAAUCAGAAGUCCUGUUUCUCAUUAUCACGUAUCUUCUAGUCAUGCACAGUCUCAUUCACCUCACUCAUCUCCAAGUGUUUCUCCACUUAAAUCACCUCGUGGUUUAUUUAAAUCAAGUUUUACAGUAGCCAAUCAGAAACAACAUACACCAUCGUCACCUGUUAUGGAUCAAAGUGAAGCUGAAACAUGGCGAUCAGAAACUAUGUUACAGGUUUGGUGUGAAUUUUGGUUGAAUCAGAAUACAGUCAGUAGUGAACGAGAGAGGUUUCCUAGAGGAACAGUGAUUUCAUCGUACGCACUGCAUAGUCUUAAUACAAGCCACGAUAGAGAUCCUUUCUAUUUUCUCUAUGAAAAUUUUGUACCAACAGCUAAUCAUGUAAAUGUAGUUCGUGUUCUAGUCAAAUAUAUACAUUAUUUUGUAAAUACGGCUUCACAACUACCAUAUCAAACUACAAAUAUAUCUGCAUUAGAUGAAUUUAAAAAGACAAUUAUACCACUGAUACUACAGAAGAAACUGUACACUUUCUUAAAACAUGCCUUCGAUCACUGGCCCCUAGAUUCCUCUUUUAAAAUGGUAUUAGAAAUCUGGUUAAGUUAUAUACAACCAUGGCGUUAUACAGAUCCUAAACAUGUUAUAAAUAAAGAUAGAAAUAGACCAGAACAAGAUAAUGAUAAAAAACUAGAUGAUAAAUGGUAUCCAUUUAUUGAGGAUAAUCUACUGUUUUAUUCAGUUUUAUUUCAAGAGUUUUUACCUCGAGUUUAUCGAAUAGAUUUAACAUCCUAUUCUAAUACACUUAUGUUAUAUAGAGUUACUAAGGUAUUUAGCAAAGCUAAUUUAUCAGUUCUUAUUGAAAGAGCUGAGAAGAAAAUGUGUGGAUCAUCUUUCCUGUCAACUAAAAAUCCAUAUUUAUCAAUGACGGCAGAUCUUGGUGCCAGUUAUCUAUCGAUGUCAGAUGGCAUGUCAUCAUUACCAUCACAACUAGUAGAAUUAGAAUCACCAGGUUUUCAAUACAUACCAUUAUUUGGAUACAGAACACAGAGCAUGUCCAAUGCUGUUCUAGACCAGAUGAUGGAUGCUAAAUUAGCUGCUACAAAACGACCAGAUAUAUUACAGAAAAAUAAAAAUAGAGGUUUCUUCUCUUGGUUAGCCAGUUUCUUUGCUGAAGAUGUGCCAUACGGCCAUACUAGUCCCGAAGAAAUUAAAAAACAACAAAUGUUAUUAAAUGCUUCUGUUAGAAAUAUUUGUACAGUGUUUAAGAUGCCAGUACCAUUAGAAGCACAAGAUCAAGCAAUGCCAACAGAUAUGUCAAAUCAUGAUAGUUCUAUAAUAGGUGAAUCUACAGUACCAGAUCAUAUAGACACAGAAACGGGUCCAGAAUUAACACCACUUGGAAGAUAUCAGGUGGCUAACGGUUUGAAGAAAUUUGAUGUACUAUACUAUGGAGAUCCUGAUCUUGAACCAAUCAAAAGUUACGAGAAUGCGGCCUUGGUUCGCUUCUUUUAUUAUUUCUGUGAAAUUAUUAAUACAAAGUUUGCGGAAGAUAUCAACAUUUUAUACAAUCGUACAGAUUUUCUGGGUCGUAUGAUACAGACAUAUAUAUCGCCACCAUUAUCGCAACAAGACGUCAUUUUGUCACCAGUGUCGAAAGUCAAAGCUGAACAUCUUCGACAACCUAGACUUAGUUUACGUUUUCUAGCGGCAUAUAAGAACUUGAUUUAUUUAGGAAUAUUAUAUUUAGUGAUGAACUUAUGGUUUGGACUUGGACCAUUAAGUUUUGUGGUGCUAUUAUUAUUUGGAGCUGUAUUCUAUGCAGCUUUUAAUGCCCUAGUGAAACCAAGACACAAAAAGCUACAUUAACCCUUUUGCUUCCAUCUCCCUGAAUUUUUAGUGGACUUGGACCCGUAGGUUUUGUGGUUCUAUUAUUAUUUGGAGCUGUACACUAUGCGGCUUUUAAUGCCUUAGUAAAACCAAGACAUAGAAAGGUGCAUUAACCCUUUGGGUCCUGAUUUGCUUCCAUCUCCCUGAAUUUUAAUUGGAAUUAGACCAUUAGGUUUUGUGGUUAUAUUAUUACUUGGAGCUGUCUUCUAUGUUGCUUUUAAAGCUCUAGUGAAACCAAAACAUAGAAAGGAAUAUGAAUCCAUGGGUCCUGAUUUGCUUCCAUCUCCCUAAAUGUUAUUAAAACACUUCUCAUCAACAAGUGGUUAUAAUAGUAAAUAAUGACAAUGUAAAUAUAUAAACAGUGACCAAAGUGUUUAGUGGAUCUACUUCCUAUUCAAAGUUUCAACGUGUGGGUGAAGACCUUUGCGUGGUCAUGCUGCAGAAAUCUGUGCCUGUGACAGCUUUUGUGUAAGGUACAAUUUUAUGAAUUGAUAGUAAAGAAAUCUGAUAUCAUAAACAUUUUUGAGUCUGGAACCUAAAGGGUUAAGUUAGUGUGUGUAUAUGUUAUGACCAGAUGUAUAAUAUAUGAUGACAGAUUUGGAUGUUUAAGGAAGUUUGUGAUAUAUGUAUAUAAUCAUGUUCAUAAAAAUGUUCCACACAUCUAAAAUGUUGAGUAACAUGAACCUGAAGGCCAGCCAUUUUUCUUGUCCUACAUAGCAAGAUUAAUUUACCUGUUAUAAUUGUCAUGUAAAACUAUGACUUGGAGUUGUUUGCUACUCAUUUAUGAUUUUGUUCAAAUGUGCGUAGAUCAUUAUUCAUUGAAUGCAGGUAUCCAGAUGAUAUCACUCUGGACAACUAUCAUAUGAUAUCACUCUGGAUAAAUAUCAGAUAAUAUUACUCUGGAUAGAUAUUAAAUGAUUUCACCCUGGUUAAAUAUCAAAUGAUACACCCUAGAUAACUAUCAAGUAGUAUUACUCAUGAUAAAUAUCAAAUGACAUCAUCCUGAAAAACUAUGAAAUGUUAUGACUCAAGGAUAAUAUACUUCUUUAGUCUCACUCAUCACUUAGUUAGGAUUCUGGGGAGAAUAAAUUGUUAUAACACUUUUUUUUUGUUUAUAGACAUGGGGGAUAGUAGGGGAAUUUUAAUUACAUUUGACAGUUUGAGUGAAGAAUUCAUAUAGAUGAUACUCAUUACAUAAAAUAGUGCUAAUUCCUAUGCUAAUUUCAUUUACAUGUAUAUAUGGUAAUUGUCUAGAGUUACUAUUCUUGUUUUAUAUAUUAUAACCAUUGGAAUAUUGUCUUUCUGUAUGAAUUUACACAUAUAUGUACAUAUGUAAAUACAUUGUUUAUAUGUGUAAGAUUCCUGUGAAUAAAACAU